Molecule: messenger RNA, 4485 nt
Organism: Marmota monax (woodchuck)
Lineage: Eukaryota; Metazoa; Chordata; Mammalia; Rodentia; Sciuridae
Gene: Ldlr
Product: low density lipoprotein receptor
Exons: 18
Coding region: 143-2731 (862 amino acids)
Molecular function (GO): protein binding; calcium ion binding
Source: RefSeq, a predicted model, not a curated record
UACUAGAAACCUCACAUAGAAAUGCUGCAAAUGACUCUAGCCCCGCGUGUAGUCGCCGCUGAGCUGCUCGAAGCCUUGGUUUCCAGCAGGGAUACUGAGGGGUUGUAGCCGGGCGGAGACACUGUAGGUGGACGCUGUGAACAUGAGGACCGCCGACUGGGGGCUGCACUGGGCUGUCGCACUACUCUUCGCUGCGGUGGGGGCUAAAGUGGAAGGCAAGUGUGGAAGAAACGAGUUUCAAUGUCUGGAUGGAAAAUGCAUCUCCUACAAGUGGGUCUGUGACGGCAGCCCCGAGUGCCAGGAUGGCUCUGACGAGUCCCAGGAGACAUGCAUGUCCGUCACCUGCAAAUCGGGGGACUUCAACUGUGGGGGCCAUGUCAACCGCUGCAUUCCUAACUUUUGGAAAUGCGAUGGCCAAGUGGACUGUGAGAAUGGCUCAGACGAGCAAAACUGUCCUGCCAAGACCUGCUCCCAGGACGAGUUCCGCUGCCACGACGGCAAGUGCAUCUCGCAGCAUUUUGUCUGUGACCGGGACCGAGACUGCUUGGACGGCUCGGACGAGGGCUCCUGCCCGGUGACCACCUGCGGCCCCGCCAGCUUCCGCUGCAAUAGCUCCGCCUGCAUCCCGGAGCUGUGGGCUUGCGACAGUGACCCCGACUGCGAGGACGGCUCAGACGAGUGGCCUCAGCGCUGCGGGGGCCGCGACACAUCCAGCCCCCAGCGGGACUCCGGCCCCUGUUCCUCCCUUGAGUUCCACUGUGGCAGCGGCGAGUGUAUCCACGGCAGCUGGAGGUGCGACGGCGGCCCUGACUGCAAGGACAAGUCCGACGAGGAGAACUGCACUGUGGCCACCUGCCGCCCUGAUGAAUUCCAGUGCUCCGAUGGGACCUGCAUCCAUGGUAGCCGGCAGUGUGACAGGGAGCAUGACUGCAAGGACAUGAGUGAUGAAGUCGGCUGCGUCAAUGUGACACUGUGUGAGGGGCCCAACAAGUUCAAAUGCCACAGCGGUGAAUGCAUCCCCCUGGACAAAGUGUGCAACUCAGCCAGAGACUGCCGGGACUGGUCAGACGAGCCCCUCAAGGAAUGCGGGACCAACGAGUGCUUGGACAACAACGGGGGCUGUUCGCACAUCUGCAAUGACCUCAAGAUCGGCCACGAGUGCCUGUGCCCCGAUGGCUUCCGGCUCGUGGACCAGCGCAGAUGCGAAGAUAUCGACGAGUGUCAGGACCCUGCCACCUGCAGUCAGCUCUGUGUGAACCUGGAGGGUAGCUACAAGUGCGAGUGCGAGGAGGGCUUCCAGAUGGACCCCCGCACCCAGACCUGCAAGGCCGCCGGCUCCAUCGCCUACCUCUUCUUCACCAACCGCCAUGAGGUGAGGAAGAUGACCCUGGACCGCAGCGAGUACACCAGCCUCAUCCCAAACCUCAAGAACGUGGUUGCCCUAGACACCGAGGUGGCCAGCAACAGAAUCUAUUGGUCUGACCUGUCCCAAAGAAAGAUCUACAGCACCCAGAUUGACAGAGCCCCCAGCUUGUCCACCUAUGACACCGUCAUCGGCAGUGACCUCCAUGCUCCUGAUGGGCUGGCUGUGGACUGGAUCCACAGCAACAUCUACUGGACCGAUUCUGUCCUGGGCACCGUGUCCGUGGCCGACACUAAGGGCAUGAAGAGGAGAACGCUGUUCCAGGAGAUCGGCUCCAAGCCGAGGGCCAUCGUGGUGGAUCCCGUCCACGGCUUUAUGUACUGGACAGACUGGGGCACCCCUGCCAAGAUCAAGAAAGGGGGCCUGAAUGGUGUGGAUGUCUACUCGCUGGUGACAGAAGACAUCCAGUGGCCUAAUGGCAUCACACUGGAUCUCUCCAAUGGCCGCCUCUAUUGGGUAGACUCCAAACUCCACUCAAUCUCUAGCAUUGAUGUCAAUGGGGGAAACCGGAAGACCAUCCUGGAGGACGAGAAGCGGCUGGCCCACCCCUUCUCCUUGGCCAUCUUUGAGGACAAGGUAUUCUGGACUGACAUCAUGAACGAAGCCAUCUUCAGCGCCAAUCGCCUCACAGGCUUGGAUAUUGAUUUAGUGGCGGAAAACCUGCUGUCCCCCGAGGACAUUGUCCUGUUCCACAAUGUCACACAGCCCAGAGGUGUGAAUUGGUGUGAGAGGACAGCCCUCCCCAAUGGUGGCUGCCAGUACCUGUGUCUGCCAGCCCCACAAAUCAACCCCCACUCCCCCAAGUUCACCUGUGUCUGCCCAGAUGGUAUGCUGCUCGCCAGGGACAUGAGGAGCUGCCUCUCAGAGGCGGAGCCUGUAGUGACCACCCUGGGGCCGUCCACCGUCAGGCCCGGGGUCAGCUCCACAGCCAGGAGGCCGAAGCCCACAGACCACCGACCUGCUUCCAGCGCCCCCUGGCGGCCUGCGGCUGUUCCUGGGCUCACCACCGUGGAGUCGACGACCAUGUCCCACCAAGUCCUGGCUGAAGUUGCCGACAGAGGGAAGGAGGAGAAGCCUCGGAGCGUGGGGGCUCUGUCCAUCGUCCUCCCCAUUGUGCUGCUUGUCCUCCUCUGCUUUGGGGCCUUCCUCGUCUGGAAGAACUGGCGGCUGAAAAACAUCAACAGCAUCAACUUUGACAACCCCGUGUACCAGAAGACCACGGAGGACCAGGUCCACAUUUGCCGCAGCCAGGACGGCUACACCUACCCCUCGAGACAGAUGGUCAGCCUGGAGGAUGAUGUGGCGUGAACAGCUGCUGAGAGCCCAGUCCCUUCCCGGAACCUGUUGCCACUCAUGGGCAGGAAGGACACUUUCUCCCGGGGCUCUUGACCACUGGCUGUCACCUACUUCCUCUAAACCCUUCUGGCACCCCCAGGGCUUCCGUCUCCUUCAGAGUCAGCAAAGACCAAAGGCGCCGCUGGCCACCAAAGCCUGGUGCCUGUCUGCCAGAGCUUUGUUUUAUAUAUUUAUUCAUCUGGGAGGCAGAACAGGCUUCUGACAGCGCCGCGGAGCGGGUUCUGCUUGGGGUUUUGGUUUUUUCUUUCCGUAUGAAGGAGAAGAGGAAAAGACCUGAGGAGCCGGGAUGAGUCUCAGUUCCUCUAAGUUCAGCCCUUUUCUUUCCUGCAUCAUAAAGAAGCGGAGGACAGUGGAACACAGGAGGAGAGGCAGCAAGUGGCCUCCCUGCUGCCAGAGGGAGCCUGACCCUGAAGGGGAAGGGCGCCCCCUACUGCUAAGGCAGCACCGUCCCGCGCUUUCCCUCGCCAAAGCUUUGCCAGUUCCCCAGGAAAAGCCUGAGUCUGAAUACUCGUGAAGUGCCUGAAACACCCGCUUACCUUGUUCCUGGGGACGCCCUGCCUCCGCCCUCCAUGACUCGGCCAGCCCAGGAGUGGCUGUCGCCGGACUGCGCCCUGAUCCCGCCCACCGGAUCCUGUGCUUCGCUUCCUUUGAUCUCCUCGCACUUUUUCAGUUCAGGGUUGUACAUUGUGUAAAUGUGACAUUCUUGUUAUUUUGCACUGUUUUCUGUCACGUGUGUUGGGAUGGGAUCACUGGCCAGAGGUGGCCCGUGUUGGUGAAUGCAGGAGAAGAUGCAUGUGGAGGAAAGAAAAGGUCAGAUCACUGGGGACUGCUUCAAAGCCAUGAUUGCGAAUAUUUGGAAUAGGCAAACCCUCCUGCAUUAUUAUUUUUUUUUUUUUCCUUUUUGCCAGUGCAGAGGGUUAAACUCAGGAUUUUAUACAAGCCAGGCAAGCGCUCUGCCCCUGAGCUCCCAGGCCACUUGCUUUAUUUUCUUAACAUCUGCCAGGUCACUUCUAUGCAAAAGUCCCAGAGCCAUUAACCUCCCUGUCUGUGAUCCUCAAAGGCUGCGCACGAGAAACUCACAGCCUUUCACCCUUUAGGGAAUCUCCUCUAGGUCAUUUGAUGGAACUUGAAAAGCCAGGAUUCUUCCUGAAAUGGCCACAAAUUUUAUCAUUGCAUGGUUGCAGGGAUGGGUCAAAGAGACAGGGGCAGCCUCCCGGAUCCCCACACAGAGACAUCUGAAGGGACUCUUACUGGCUCAGUACGCAAUGAUCAAACACUGUGACUCCCGUAGGAAACUGUGCUGGUCUUUUCUUUCUGAAGCAUGUAAAUAGAUCCCUGUGCAGCUGGUAGCACUUGUGGUUAUGUUUGCACUUUGUAUAUUUUUGAAUGUUAUCAUAUAUAUAUAUAUAUAUAUAUAAAUUAUUUAUUUUUGCAAACCCUGUUUGCUGCAAUCGUUGGUGACAUUUCUAGGGGCUCUGCAUUAGGGGUAGUGGUCUCUGAGAUGUCUCAUCUUUAUGUACAAAGAUUAUUCACACGGACUGGACCGUGUAGCUUGUUUCAGGAGAGUGACAUCCAGGUGUCCUUGUAGUUGCUUCAGGGGUAUGGACACUUGCAUUUUAAAACACUGUAUAGAUUUUUUUUUUUUAUCCUGAAUGUCUUACUGUGAUAGAUUAAAUUUCUUAAAUGAGCCAUCUGGCUAAACCUGA